Messenger RNA from Exophiala mesophila, 1494 nucleotides. RefSeq lists its product as uncharacterized. Gene Ontology annotation, molecular function: oxidoreductase activity, acting on the aldehyde or oxo group of donors, NAD or NADP as acceptor. Bases 1 to 1494 code for a protein of 497 amino acids. The record is from RefSeq and is a predicted model, not a curated record. NCBI's taxonomy places the organism in Eukaryota, Fungi, Ascomycota, Eurotiomycetes, Chaetothyriales, Herpotrichiellaceae. The transcript is spliced from 6 exons.
AUGGCUGGUACCGUCCAACUGACAGCGCCGAAUGGCGUUUCAUUCCCUCUGUGUACAGGCCUCUUCAUCAACAACGAAUUCGUGCCAGCCAAGGCGGGGGGUACCAUCGAGACGGUUAAUCCCUACGACGAAUCGGUCAUCACCAAGGUCGCAGCCGCAGAACAAGAAGAUAUCGACGCCGCCGUCAAGGCUGCCCGAGCGGCGUUCAGGUCGGCCGAUUGGCGUGGCCUGACCCCAGCAGAGCGAGGCUAUCUCUUGUGGAAGCUGGCCGAUCUUUGUGAGCGGGACAAGGAUAUUCUGGCCACCAUCGAUUCCUGGGACAAUGGCAAACCAUACUCGUUGGCGAGUGGGGAAGAUGUUCCGGAGACGAUAGCCGUGCUCAAAUACUAUGCUGGCUUUGCCGACAAAGUGUUUGGCCGGACCAUUGACGUGGGAAGUGACAAGUUGGCGUAUACCGUCAAUGAGCCGAUUGGUGUUUGUGGACAAAUCAUCCCCUGGAACUACCCUCUCAUGAUGGCCGCCUGGAAAAUCGCCCCGGCUCUGGCUUGUGGCAACACAGUCAUCCUCAAGCCGGCAGAACAAACCCCUCUUUCGGCGUUGUACCUGGCCAAGUUGGUUCAAGAAGCCGGAUUCCCUCCGGGCGUGCUCAACAUUGUCAAUGGCUACGGUCGGACCGCAGGAGCGGCCCUAGCCGCCCAUCUCGGGGUGGACAAGAUUGCUUUCACUGGCAGUACCGUCACGGCAAAAGCGAUCAUGCGUGCAGCCGCCAACAACCUGAAAAACAUCACUCUCGAGACGGGUGGGAAGAGCCCACUGAUGGUAUUUGAGGACGCCAACCUCGAUCAGGCCAUCAAAUGGUCUCGUGUUGGGAUUAUGUCCAAUAUGGGUCAGGUCUGUACAUCCACAUCCCGAAUCUACGUCCAGGAAUCCAUCUACCAGAAAUUUCUCGCCGAGUUCAAAGAGUUCACCCUCAAGACUUCAGUGGUGGGAAACCAAUUCGACCCGAACGUGAAUCACGGCCCCCAAGUCUCGAAAAGUCAACACGAAAAGAUUUUACACUAUGUCGAAGCAGCUCAAGCCGAUGGAGCCAAAUUGAUCUUGGGGGGUGUCAAGGGUGAAGGUAGCGGAUAUUUUAUCGAACCGACCAUCUUUGCCGACGCCACCAACGACAUGCGAGCAGUGAGGGAGGAGAUUUUUGGGCCCUUCGUCAUGAUCCAGCCAUUCAAGACGGAGGAAGAGGUGAUUGAAAAGGCCAAUGAUACUGACUAUGGAUUGAGUGCUGCUGUGUUCACCCAGGACAGUGUCCGCGCACAUCGUGUGGCGAGUCAGAUACAUGCCGGGACCGUUUGGAUCAACAGUUCUCAAGAUUCCCAUAUUGGAGUUCCAUUUGGUGGAUACAAGCAAAGUGGUAUUGGUCGAGAGUUGGGCGAAUCCGCUCUUGCUGCCUAUACACAAGUCAAAGCGGUCCAUGUCAAUCUGGGUACUUGGUUGUAG